Messenger RNA from Danio rerio (zebrafish), 4791 nucleotides. The record is from RefSeq and is a predicted model, not a curated record. NCBI's taxonomy places the organism in Eukaryota, Metazoa, Chordata, Actinopteri, Cypriniformes, Danionidae.
GUCUACUUUUGGAGAAAAAAAUAACCCCCUCUUUCACCAGGCUGGCUAUGGGUCUGUAUAUUGCUUACAUUUUUCAACAUAUAGACAACACAUUAUUUGAAGACCGAGUGUUUGUGUAGGCCUACUCCAACUCAUCCUGGUGGUAGGCUAUAUAUUGGUAUAUUUGGCUGUAUGGGUGUUCAGUUGUUAACAUUACCUCUUUUUGUGUAGGCUACUUACAUGGGAAAAGUGUAUCUUUUUUUCAAGGCAGGUGCAGGUGAAAUAUUAGGACCUCGUGGUUAGGAAGUGCGCCACGAUGCAAGUAACUUAUUCACAAUAUUAACCUGUAGAAUAACUGACCGAAACCGGUAAACUGAGAAAUUAACAACUGACAUCAGACUGCUCACGUAGACAUUCCAAGAAUGAAAAAUGUAUGUGUCGCUACAAGAAAGUAACCUGUUGAGUAUUCAAAUGAUCCAGCAGGGAGCAGCAGUGUAUUAAAUCCGCUGAGAUUGAGGAGGAUCAAUCCCUUCUGACUGACGUGACGUGACCGCGCCUCCACCGUGAGUUUGUGUCUGUUGUCAAGGAAGCGCGUCACUGGUUACUGACAUGGCGUAACUCUUUCACCUGUAGAGAAUGGCGAUGAAGGGUUAACGUUACCUUAACCUGAUAUAAUUUAACACAAUGACAAGAUAACACGCAUUCGGUUUGGAUAAAUUAAGUAUCAUACCAAAAGGACGUCAUAAAGUCAGAGGUAGUUCCACCGUUGUCAUUCUUCAGUAUUUUCCUUUUGAAACCUUUUGUUCCAGCUAUGUUAUUGCGCGAUAAGAUACAGUUUUGGCUAUAUGGAUGAGAUACUCGUUGUGUGGAGACCUGAUAUUUGGGAUGUCAGUCAUGGAGGACACACUUUAUUACUCCAUCAGAUCAGGUGUAUAUGGAGAAACUGAAGAUGAAAGGGAAGUGCUGUUACAGGAGCAGAGGUACUGUCGGGCUCGGGCUCGAAAGCUUUCUCUGGAAACUAAUCGCAGAAGAAAGGCUCUAGAUGAGAAAAGAAAACAGUGGGAUGUUCAGGAGCAGAGACUAAGGGAGAAUAUUCUACAACAGCGCCAUCAGCAGGUCCAGGAGGCCACAGAGAACUUCCAAAGAGCUCAUCUCCCGCCUUCCCAAAGGAAAAGACCCGCAGCCUUUAAGAGAAGAACACCCAACCUUGACGAAGCACUUCAUCAUAUUCAAGGCAGUCCACUCUUAUAUACUCAUCCAUCUCAAUUUUGGUCUGGUGCCUCCCCUGCUAGCAGGAGCUGCACACCCUCGCCAAAGCCUUCAGGGGGCGCUCGUCACCUGCGUGCCUUAUCAGCAGCAGAGGCCUACACCAAACUCCUGCAGGAGAAGAGCCUGAGUAACUUCCAGAACCACCAGACGUUCUUCCUCAAUGAUCAGAAAGAGAGCCAGACUCUUUUGAGAGAAAAAGAGCAAGAUCCACAGGAGUAUCUUGAUACCCCACGUAGUGAGACAGAGAGUCUGUCUAGUCUGGACAGCUUAGAGAACGAAGACCCUCAGAAGAGCCAUGACACUCCACCCGUUUGUAGCUCACAGCAAAGCACCACCUGUGCCCAGUCUUUCUACAAUCCAUUGGAUAACCCUAAGCUUCAAGAAUCCAACUGUCUUCCAUCACCAUUGAGACCAUCUCACCCUACCUCUUCCAUAGCUAAGAGUUUCCUGGAGGAGAUUUUAAACAAGGAAAGUGAUCUCGCUGUUAACUCACAUUCACUAAGGUAUCAUGAGUCAGCAGAGAAAAGCCGGAAUCUCCAAAAUCUCACGCAACACAGAUUUGACAACUUGAAGGACCAAUCACAGGCUUUCGACGCCCAUGGUUGCCAAAAAGAAUUGACUCAGCAGGACUUAGUGGCUAAUUCAGAACAUAUGACUCACGAUAAUGACAGGAACGCUCAAGGGAACAUUUUGAAAGACAAAGGAACUGCGGUUGCCCACUGCAAAACACAAGCCUUGCCAGAUACCACACCCCUGGAAUUCUCAAGUCUGACUAAAGACUUAAAGUCAGAAUCCCAACAGCAGACAAGAGCCCUCGAGGAGAAGUAUGCUAAACAUUCAUCAGUAAUGCAGACCAGUCUUCCAACGGGCAGAUGCAAACACAGCAACAGUCCAAUUGAAGCCUUUUCAAGCUCAAAUGCCCGUCUUAGCAUAACAUAUCAGACUGACCUGAGUUCCCCAAACUUACAACAAACAGAAGCAGUGAGUUCUUCACAGUUGCAAAAACACAAACCAUAUGCAGAUGAAGCCCCCAGGCUCAAAGCAGAAUCCAAACCACUGUGCAUAGAGGAAGCUAUAGGCAUAGAUCCUAAAAAUGAAACGGAUGUCACCAAAUUGGCAAAAGCCGGAAUGUUGAAGUCUUCCACAGGCACAGAGGAACCUAACAGAACACCUGCAGACCCCGUGACCCAUUGUGCGCCAAACAACGUCAGAUUCUUGAAAGGAAUUCUUAAAAACCAUUUAAAAUCCAAAUCCGCAAACGUCAAAUUCACGUACACCCCUAGCCAUUUGCUUUUCACCAAGGAAGUGGCCAUUUUAAUCCGGGACAGCGUAGAGCUGGCAAGGGCAAAACUCAAUGAGCCUGAGAAAAAACGAAAUAUUAAGAAGAAACUGCGUUGGUUUGAUGAAGUACAUAGAGUUGAGGGGGAGGAACGAGUGUUUGGCGACCCCAACAGACAUGCUAACCUGCCUCAACAAACCCAUAAACAGCUUUCUGCGGAUCACUCGGACCAUGUGAAUUUACUCACAGGGGUAUCAAAGAACAUCUCCAGUAAGACCUCUGCUGUCCCUGCUGGGCCCCAAUCCACUAGACAUGCCUGGGCAGAUGUAGGGCCCCAAGAAAGCCGUGAACAGGAGCAUAUCAAGGAGCCCACCUCUCAAAAAAGAUCCCUCUGCAUUGGGGGCCCAAGGACUCCCCGGAGAGUGCGCUCAGCCAGAGUCUCCUCGUGUCCCGUUACCUCCCGGGCCAGGAAGGGCACUAUCAUCAGGCCCCAAUCUGCCAGAGAAGCACAACAUGUGGCCAAGACCCAAGGGAAAAGUUUGGUACCUCGCCCCCCUCCAAAACCUGAAGUGGCGGAGGUUGACCUAGCUGAGUGUCCCGUGUACAUUUCCAAGGCCGAUGAAGGUGUACAGACAAUGUACAAAGAUGCUCCAGAUCUCCAGAAUGUAGUUUCUCCGCCUGUCCUCAGAACAGAUGGUAUCUGUGCUCCAGCGCCACUUUGCUAUACCUACGGCCACGAGGCGGGCGUCUGUUCUCUCUCCCCUCCAGAUGCCCUUGCAGACAGUGGCAGGCGCAGGUGUGGAGAGAAUGGGAUCUGUUUGGACCGGACUACAACAGAUGAAGAGAUUGCACUUCUUUGGCAUGGAGUUCGAAGUGCUCUCGCCACUAAAGACGGUGACCCUCAAAGUUUUCUGGCUCACAAUGGCCCGUUGUCUCCUUCGCCUCAAGUCUGUGCCAGUCUGUCCCAUGUUACCAUCAAUGGUGAUAGUCUGAUCAAUGGUGUCAAAGGAUCCUCAAGAAUGGGGGGCUUUUUCUUGUCUUCCUCUAAUGUGAGAAGUCCUAUAAGGAGACAGGCUAUGGAGAGUAACAUGGUGAAGAACCGAGUUCCAGUGGAAAACAGCAGAAUCCAAACUACAGGAGCAGCACAGAGAAAACCCAGCAUUUCUUAUCAGGUCACUGUGCCAACUCACCAUCUAAAUAAAAAUGGUCAUGCAGUAGACAGUGAAGGCCCAGAAGUAUCAGACGGUGCUCAUGAAGUUGUGGAUUGUCCUCAAGCCCAUAAGUCCUGCAUUGGUUCGACGGUUCCUCAGAACCAGAGAACACAUUCCCUCAACAUCGGCGCUCUGUCGCUGGAGGAGCAGAAGAUCCUGCAGUCCCUCGAGAGACUCAAUCAGCGCCUGCAAUAUGUGCAAGAUACAGCUGCUGGAAACCCAACAGUGAGGGGCAUCUUUGCUUUGGGUCCUGCAUUCAAGCAGCAAUGUGAGAGUGUGAGUGUCUGCACGCGAAGAAGAGGAGCUUCUGCUGAAAGUCAUUUCCGAACACAACAGCGUUUCUGACUUCACUUCCUAUCAUCCACCACUCCCUCAACAGCACUUUCAAAACCUUAAGACCUCAUGAUUGCUGAAGCGCACUUAAAAACUGUAUGUGAGAGGUACAGAGAGCAUUAUUAGAUUUUAUCAUAUGUGUAAACUGAUUCUGGAAGCACACAUAGUGCUUAAAGGGUCAGUUCACGUUAAAAGUGAAAAUUGCAGUGAAACCUGAAACACAUAUGAAGAUGUUUUUGAUAAAACCUAAUAGUUUUCCAUUCUUUCAUUGAAAGUCAGUAGAAACAAAAACUUUGAAGGUUCUCAAAUGCUAUGUAGUGAAUACAUAUGAAUCAAGGAGGUUUUUUAAGACUUGUUGAAACUAGUGCUGUCAAACGAUUAGUCACGUUUAAUUGCUUCCAAAUGAAAAGUUUACAUUUAUCAUAUUUAUUGUUUACUAUAUAAUUGCACACUCACAGAAACACACACAUAUGUGUGUGUGUGUGUGUGUUUGUAUAUCAACGCAAUCUUACUUCAAUUCGUUACUUUCUGAUUUGGUGGCUAAUUCGUAUAAAUGCGUACAGUUCCAGUCAUAGAGUGUAGUACAAUUUGCUCAUCACCCAAUGGCGGUUGGGUUUAGGGGUGGGGUUGGUUGCCACGCCUCCUUCUUAAAAUCCUAACAUUUGUACGAAUUAACUAACUAACCAAACAUAAAAUAGUUACGUUUUUUUACGUUUUAUC